UUCUAGGAUGUCAGAUAAUUGUAGGCACCAGUACUAAGGUUGUUUUUGCGGAGGCUGGAAUGACGGUGUUACGCGUAUAGUAUACGGACGAGUGCGGAAGGCCUUGGUAUGCAGACUGUACAAGUGAAUCUUGUUUAAGAAGACCUCGAAGCCGCUUGAAUUGAAAACAUGCCCAAGUCGUCUCUUCUUUCCCAAACUUCAACCCAUCUCGUUCUAAGCUUUUGUCAUUGUCAUCUUGAUCUCUUCUCCGACCCUUCAUUCUACACAUCAUGAAGCAAAGCGUUCUCUUCCUCGCAGCAACUGCCUCCGUCGUGUCCGGCCGACCGCAGUACGGUACACCAAACCCACACGAAUGGAUCCCAGGCGGAACCAACGACUGUAAGUGUCACCAGGCUGCUACUCCUUCCCGACUCUAACAAUCACCCAGUCCGUGGCCCGUGCCCCAUGCUCAAUACGCUCACGAACCACGGCUUCCUCCCGCGUGACGGGCGCAACUUUACCAGGGACAACGUGAUCAAAGGUCUCGGCGAUGGGCUAAACUUCGACUCCCAGCUCGCUGGACUGAUGUGGGAUCAGGCCAUCUUCGCCAACCCUGAGCCGAACGCGACGUUCUUCACUCUCGAGCAUCUCAACGUGCACAACGUGCUUGAACAUGAUGCAAGUCUGUCGCGUACCGACGCUGCGUUUGGAAACAACCAUGUGUUCAAUCAGACGGUCUUUGAUACGAGCAAGAUGUGGUGGACGGCGGAGACGGUGUCGGCAAAGCAGUUGGCGAAUAGCAAGAUCUACCGACAACUAGUAAGUAGGUCUGAGAACGACAACUAUACCUUCAGUGCUACGACGGAGGAGUUCAGUCUCGGAGAGGUUGCAGCGCCGAUUAUUGCAUUUGGAGAUGUUACCGUAGGCACUGUGCCGCGGGAGUUGAUCGUGUACUUCUUCGGUAAGUUUUUUCUAGACCUGUCCUGGUCGUGGGCUUCAGCUUGCUAAUGCGUGAACAGAAAAUGAGCGGCUGCCAGAAGAGCUGGGCUGGUCAAAGAAAAACAACUCGAUCACCCUGGAGACCAUCUUGGGGGCGACUGCGAUUGUUCGUAAUGCCACAAAUUUGUUGACUGGCGGUGAGGCUGCCGCGGCCCCGCACAAACGGAGGGACCUUCACAGUGGGAUUUUCUGAGCAUUUAGGUCUGAAGGUGCAUGGAGUUCCUAGGUUAUGGCAAUUGAUGUUUAUAUCGGAGUACUUAGAAGCGAAUUUUAAGCAUUGUUUUAAUAUUUCAUUGCUUGAGCUACAUG
Boeremia exigua is the source of this 1287-nucleotide messenger RNA. RefSeq names its product putative sterigmatocystin biosynthesis peroxidase stcC. NCBI's taxonomy places the organism in Eukaryota, Fungi, Ascomycota, Dothideomycetes, Pleosporales, Didymellaceae. Gene Ontology annotation, molecular function: peroxidase activity. Bases 445 to 987 code for a protein of 180 amino acids. The transcript has a single exon. The record is from RefSeq and is a predicted model, not a curated record.